Molecule: messenger RNA, 3309 nt
Organism: Lactuca virosa
Lineage: Eukaryota; Viridiplantae; Streptophyta; Magnoliopsida; Asterales; Asteraceae
Source: the annotation of a GenBank genome assembly
CAUCUUUUUAGCCCAAUCUUCCUUUCGCUCCCUCUCUAUAAAUCUCUCUUAAUCUCGCACGUUUUGUCGAUUCUCCAACGAGCGAGGGUUUUUCUAGGGUUUCCAAACACACCUUACCCUCUCUAUCCGAUUGCGAUUUUGUUUUCUUUGCCUCAAAGAGCCACGUUUUGUGUUCGACUCUUUCUCUUUGGUACCGUUAAUCCAGGGUUCCAAUUUUGAAAAAAAGUUACUCUAGGGUUUAUUAAUUCGUUUGGCCUCUUUACGUUUGGUGUUCCAUCCGGGGUUUAGAGGGUAUAUUAGGUUAUUGAUUUCAUUCUUUCCGCUUGUGUUUGUUUCGUGGCAUUCGUUUUGAAUGUUGUCGAUCUGGAUCAAUUGCUGAAUUCAUCUUAACGUCGCUUGCGGUUAAUACGUGAAUGGUUAGAUUUAUCUUGCAAUCAAUUUUGAAACCCGAUUCGUAGAUUCCAUGUUAAUUGGUUAGAUAUCUGAUAUAACCUACAUCUAUCUAUAUAAGCUUUUGACAAUUCUGAAUCGGAAACAUUUGAGUUUGUUUGAUACAUUCAUACUUCACAAGAUUUUUACCUGGCAUCUCUAUCUGUAUAUAUGAGUUUUGAAUAAGUUUGCAAGUUAUGGGUAUUUAUGAACACCGGGAGUUGAUGCUUUCAGCUCUUGGGGAUUGAGUUUUAUGGCACCUACUUUUCCUGUAGAGUUUGCUGGACAAAGAGUUUCAAAGAAGUUAUCAUCACAAAACAAUUUCACUCAAAUGAUGGGUAAAACAAGGAAAGUUUCUAAAGGCUACUCACAUGGGUUUGUUCCAGACUACCGCCAUGCAGUUGACACCAUGGCCAACUCUGAAGGAUUUGGUAGCUCAGGGCGUCUUGACACUGAAAUGACCGCUUCAGAAGAUUCUUGUGCGCCAAACAGGAAGUCUCUUAACUUGAAUCCCGAUUCUUCCCAACACUUUGGUGUUCCAAUUCAAGUGUUGUCUUUAUCAAAGCUGUCAAGUGUUGAGAGGAAAGAAUUAGGAUUGAGAUUGAAACAUGAGCUUGAACAAGUUAGAACAUUACAGAAAAACAUUGGAAUGGUGAGCUCAAACUCAAAUGUAGGGGUUUUGUCACCAUCUGAUGUUCAUAGUUGUAGUGCUGGACAAAGGAGACCCAUUCCUGAAUAUUCUAGAUCUAUGUCCCUACCGAUGCCCAAGAGAAAAGGUCCACCUGGCCGGAGUGGUGGGUCCCGGUCAAAGAAGAGCGGGUCAGCCCGUGUGGAAUCUACAAAGAAGGCAUUACCUCCAACUUCUGGGACUGGGAAUGCCAUGUUGAUGAAGCAAUGUGAGGCACUAUUGACUCGGUUGAUGGGGCAUAAUUUUGGUUGGGUGUUUAAUACUCCUGUUGAUGUAGUAGCUCUAAAGAUUCCAGACUAUUACACUGUUAUUCAGCAUCCAAUGGAUUUGGGGACAGUGAAAACAAAGUUAAUGUCAGGAAGAUAUAUGGAUCCAUGGGCUUUUGCAGGUGAUGUUAGACUGACCUUUUCAAAUGCAAUGACAUACAAUCCACGCGGGAAUGAUGUGCAUAUAAUGGCUGAAACAUUGAGCAAGUACUUUGAAGUCAGAUGGAAACCAAUCGAGAAGAAGCUGUCAGUUGCCACAGAGGCAGUGGUUCCUAUGAGACAGAAUGUUGUAGAAACUGAAACGGAACCUCCUAUUUCCAUGCCCCCCUACAAGAAAAAGAAGACAACAUCUUUUGGUAAUGAAACAAAGCAAGAAGCUGUUAAGAGGACAAUGUCAGAUGCUGAAAAGCGUAAACUUAGCCUUGAAUUGGAGUCUUCAAUAACGGAUUUACCCGAAAGAAUUAUUGAUUUCCUUAAAGAGAACAGUUCACAUGGGAAUGCCACAGUGGAGGAUGAAAUUGAGAUUGAUAUUUAUACCCUUAGUGAUGAUACUCUAUUCAAAUUGAGGAAGCUUUUGGAUGAUCAUUUCGUGGAGAAACAGAAAAACAUGGUUAAAGAUGAAACUUGUGAUAUUGAGCUUCACAAUGAGUCAGGGUUCAGCAACUCAUCUAUGCAAGCAUGCAAAGCUAAUGAAGGUAAUGAAGAGGAUGUGGACAUUGGUGGAGAUGAGAUACCUAUUUCAAGCUUCCCUCCAGUAGAGAUAGAGAGAGACACAGCUGUGAGGAACAGCAAAAGCAGUAGUUCAAGUAGCUCCAGUAGUGGUUCCGGAUCAGCAUCUAGUGAAUCAGAUUCAGGGAGUUCUUCAGGCAGUGAAUCAGAUGAUGCAAAGGCUCCAACCAUUGUCAACAAUGCUAAGGACACAAUGACAAUGGGCAGUGAAGUUAAUAAUACGGAGCAAAUACCUGUUCCUGAUGAUGCAAAAGAUUGUGUAAAUGGGGAGCAAAAGUGUGAUGCGGGUGAAAGUGAAGGGCGUCAAGAGGGGGAGAGUGAUGCUCCUGCUCCUGCUCCUGCUCCAUCAGAGAAAGAGAGAGAGAGGCAACCCAAGAAAAAAACCACCGGAAAGGUUGAGGAGCAGGAUAGGGAAAGGUUGAGGCUUGAGAAGGAGGAAGUAGAAAAGAGAAGAAAACAAGAAAAAGCUCGAUUGGAAGCAGAAGCAAAGGCUGCAGAGGAGGCGCGGAGAAAUGCUGAAUUAGAAGCUGCAGCUGAAGCCAAAAGGAAGAGGGAACUUGAAAGGGAAGCCGCACGUCAGGCCAUACAGAAGAUGGAAAAGAUGGUUGAUAUAAAUGACAAUUCUGGGUUUCUGGAUGAUUUGGAAAUGCUAAGCGUAGCACCUGCACAGCCUUUAGAAAGCUUGAUAGACGAAACUAGUGCAGAUUGUGGUCUUGGUCUGGUGGACCCGAGCCCUCUUCCUUUAGGUUUAGGUUUAGGAGGAGGAGGGACUGGCAGUGCCUUCAACUUUGAUGGAAAACGUAAUCCAUUAGAGCAGCUUGGUUUAUACAUGAAAGAUGAUGAUGAAGAUGAAGAGGAAGAUGAACCUGCUCCACCUACACAAGUAGAUGAUCCAGAGGAAGGAGAGAUCGACUGACUCACUCAACACUUUCUUCAUACAGCCAGAGGAUAAGAUAGAUUUUUUUUCAAAGUCAAAGUCAAAGAGGAUGGAUGUGAGUUUUUAUUUUUGCCAUGGAAACAAGCAAGUGCAUAUAUAUAUAAUGAUAACGGAUUGGAGAUGGAAUGGAAACCACUGACUGUAUUCCUUUCCUUUUGGCGUUGGUUUAUUGUGUAUCGACGGAAUUCUUUCUUUGUAGCAACUACUGAGCCCGAGAGGGUAUGUUCACUUGCAACAAAUGCAAUUUUUUUUUUUUUUUU